AUGAGAGCUCUUAAAUAUGUCUUCCUCCAGGAAGAGUUGAUGUUUACUGCAGCAGUUUCUUUAUUAAUUGUUGUUUUGCAUUCAAUGGCAACUGCUUUAGUGUUUCUGACUCCCUCCUGCCUGUAUUGGCUGUAUAUGAUCGAUUUCUUCACUGUUUUGGCAUUUCAUGGCAUUCAUUCGAGCAGAGAGGGGAAAAGAAGGGCUCUUAAACGAGGUCUUAAAACUUCUGACUUGCUUAUUAAGAGAGGGAUCCCGGUUGCCUCCAGGUGCUACAGGUUUCUGGCAGCUUACCAGCGGUUUGGCCACCGGAAACUACGAUACCAAACGGCCAAUAAUCAGCCGCCGGUAAAGGCAUUACACCGCCGGUUUAUUACCGACGGUUACCGACGGCCACCGGCGGUGUUACGCGGUACAAAUAUCACCGGAAAAAAUGGCGUAGGUAACUAUUUCUGGCGGCCUUUUUCCGGCGGCUUUCCAGCGGCCUGGCAGCCGCUUGCGGGUGAGAGAUUGAAGCUGGCGAACCGAUGGUGGGCCGGGAGCGCGGGGUUGGGAGGAGUGGACCGCUCGGUCUCCUCCUCUUCCCCCGCCGCCGCCCCCUCCAUCCCUUCCCUCCAUCUCCGUAACCCCCUCUCCGACGAUCACCCCCACCUCCUCGACCCCAACCCAGGCGCCACUAACAGCAGCGGAAGCAACACAAACAAUAACGAUUCUGCCAGCGCCGAAGACCAAUCCGCCGGCGCUGAUACCGCAGGCGGAGAUACAACCCCCGGAAGCACCACAGUCGACCGCCGCCGCCCCCGCGGCCGCCCAUCUGGCUCAAAAAACAAACCUAAACCACCCAUCAUCAUCACCCGCGACAGCCCCAACGCCCUCCGCUCCCACGUGCUCGAGAUCUCCACCGGUACCGACAUCAUGGACGCGGUCACGACCUUUGCCCGCCGUCGCCAGCGCGGGGUCGCUAUACUCAGCGGCAGCGGCAUCGUAGCCAACGUCACCCUCCGCCAGCCAGCCGCCCCGCCGGGUGCCGUGGUUUCCCUUCACGGACGCUUCGAAAUCCUCUCCCUCUCCGGCGCUUUCCUUCCCGCUCCUUCGCCGCCUGGAGCAACUGGACUAACCAUUUAUCUCGCCGGCGGGCAGGGUCAAGUGGUAGGUGGCACCGUACUGGGUGAGCUCGUCGCGUCGGGACCGGUGAUUGUUAUUGCGGCCACUUUCUCAAACGCGACCUAUGAAAGGCUUCCGCUUGAAGAGGAAGAGCCGCCGGCGACGGAUGAGCCACUGGGGUUUGACGCGGGUGUAGGGGCUGCCGCGAUGCAGCAGAACGCAGAGGGCGGGGAGCAGUUCCCAACGAUGCCGCCGCUGUAUAAUGUGCCGCCUAAUCUGAUGCCCAACGGUCAGCUUCCGCACGAUGUCUUCGGCGCUUGGGCUCCUCGGCCGCCAACAAACUACUAAGUCUUUCUUAGCUCACGAGUCAUUUCCUUCUAAAUUAUUUCGUCUUCGUUAAUAUUAUUAUGCUUGGGUUUUAUUUCAUGUUUCUUGUGAUUCAGUUGCUUGUUUUUGUAUGAGUAAUGCUACACUAUCCCCCAAACACACGAAGAGGUUUUUUUGGGCUAUAGGUGGAAGUUAGUGUAGCAUUACUGUUUUUCGUUUUUACACAGUUAAUUAUCGCCUUUUAACUUUCUUUAGUGUUUAGAUUCUCUAUAAAUAAAAACUUUCCUAAAUUUUGAUUAUCAA
Molecule: messenger RNA, 1731 nt
Organism: Dendrobium catenatum
Lineage: Eukaryota; Viridiplantae; Streptophyta; Magnoliopsida; Asparagales; Orchidaceae
Product: AT-hook motif nuclear-localized protein 20-like
Exons: 4
Coding region: 1-1449 (482 amino acids)
Cellular component (GO): nucleus
Molecular function (GO): DNA-binding transcription factor activity; minor groove of adenine-thymine-rich DNA binding
Source: RefSeq, a predicted model, not a curated record